Aspergillus campestris IBT 28561 is the source of this 1488-nucleotide messenger RNA. RefSeq names its product proteasome regulatory particle base subunit RPT1 (gene rpt1). The record is from RefSeq and is a predicted model, not a curated record. The transcript has 4 exons. Lineage: Eukaryota; Fungi; Ascomycota; Eurotiomycetes; Eurotiales; Aspergillaceae. Gene Ontology annotation, biological process: proteasome-mediated ubiquitin-dependent protein catabolic process. Gene Ontology annotation, cellular component: proteasome regulatory particle, base subcomplex. Bases 146 to 1465 code for a protein of 439 amino acids. Gene Ontology annotation, molecular function: proteasome-activating activity; ATP binding; ATP hydrolysis activity.
AUCAUAUCAUACUCCCAGCUUCAUCUUAUCCCAUCCAUCGUCUUCUCUUAUCUGCACGAUACUCUUAGAUCUCCGAUUUUGCUUCUUAUAUUCUUGGUGCUCCGUUUGAACCCGUCUGUUUGACUGACUGUCAUCAACUCUCACCAUGCCUAGCGCCACGGGAGAGAACUGGGAGAAGUACAAGAAGACCUACGCCGAUGACGAAGAACCCGAGAAGAAGAUCGCACCAUUGACAGAUAGUGAUAUCCAAGUACUGAAAACAUACGGCGCCGCGCCCUACGCCAACGCAUUAAAGAAGCUGGAGAAACAGAUCAAGGACAAACAAUCGAGCGUCAAUGAGAAGAUCGGCGUGAAGGAAUCCGAUACCGGUCUCGCACCGCCACACCUUUGGGAUGUCGCUGCGGACCGACAACGUAUGGCGGAGGAGCAGCCGUUGCAGGUGGCUCGGUGCACAAAGAUCAUUCAAGAUGAGAAGGACUCGGACAAGAGCAAAUAUGUGAUCAACGUGAAGCAGAUCGCCAAGUUCGUUGUCAAUCUAGGGGAGCGCGUGAGUCCUACGGAUAUCGAGGAAGGGAUGCGAGUUGGUGUCGACCGCAACAAGUACCAGAUCAUGCUCCCUCUCCCCCCCAAGAUCGACCCGAGCGUGACGAUGAUGACGGUGGAGGACAAGCCUGACGUAACAUACGGAGAUGUUGGUGGUUGCAAAGAUCAGAUCGAGAAGCUGCGAGAAGUGGUCGAGAUGCCACUGCUGUCCCCCGAGCGCUUCGUGAAUCUCGGUAUUGACCCGCCCAAGGGUGCGCUGUUGUACGGUCCUCCCGGUACCGGUAAGACGCUGUGUGCUCGAGCCGUCGCCAACCGAACAGACGCCACGUUCAUCCGUGUCAUCGGUAGCGAGUUGGUUCAGAAGUAUGUCGGUGAAGGUGCCAGGAUGGUCCGGGAGCUCUUCGAGAUGGCACGGACCAAGAAGGCCUGCAUCAUCUUCUUCGACGAGAUUGACGCGGUCGGUGGGGCUCGUUUCGACGAUGGCGCCGGUGGUGACAACGAGGUGCAGCGAACGAUGCUGGAACUGAUCACCCAGCUGGAUGGGUUCGACGCCCGUGGAAACAUCAAGGUGAUGUUUGCCACCAACCGACCGUCCAUCUUGGAUCCGGCCCUCAUGCGUCCGGGUCGUAUUGACCGUAAGAUCGAGUUCUCCCUCCCCGACGUGGAGGGCCGUGCCAACAUCCUCCGCAUUCACGCCAAGAGCAUGUCGGUGGAGCGGGACAUCCGAUGGGAGCUGAUCUCUCGACUGUGCCCGAACUCCACGGGUGCGGAGCUCCGCAGUGUGGCCACAGAGGCCGGUAUGUUUGCCAUCCGGGCCCGCCGCAAGGUGGCCACGGAGAAGGACUUCCUGGCCGCGGUGGACAAGGUGAUCAAGGGCAACCUGAAGUUCAACUCGACGGCGACGUACAUGCAGUACAAUUAAUUUCCCUGGGGUUAUGGCAUAGC